Dunckerocampus dactyliophorus (ringed pipefish) is the source of this 3120-nucleotide messenger RNA. RefSeq names its product solute carrier family 12 member 3 (gene slc12a3). Bases 16 to 2751 code for a protein of 911 amino acids. Gene Ontology annotation, biological process: chloride transmembrane transport; sodium ion homeostasis; cell volume homeostasis. The transcript has 25 exons. Lineage: Eukaryota; Metazoa; Chordata; Actinopteri; Syngnathiformes; Syngnathidae. Gene Ontology annotation, molecular function: sodium:potassium:chloride symporter activity. Gene Ontology annotation, cellular component: membrane. The record is from RefSeq and is a predicted model, not a curated record.
AACGCCGCACCUCCCAUGUACGAGGAGACCACAGCUGGACGCGUAGACAGUGACGGCUCUGAGGAAGAGGAGCAAAAGGAGCCCACUGUGGAGCCCGUGAGAUUUGGCUGGGUGCAGGGAGUCAUGAUCCGUUGCAUGUUAAACAUUUGGGGCGUGAUCUUGUACCUCAGGCUGCCUUGGAUUACUGCGGAAGCUGGCAUAGGUCUGACCUGGGUGAUCGUCCUGCUGUCCUCAUGUAUUACUGGCAUCACCGGUCUCUCCACUUCUGCUAUCGCUACCAACGGCAAAGUCAAAGGAGGCGGGACCUACUUUCUAAUUAGUCGCAGCCUCGGCCCGGAGCUGGGGGGCUCCAUUGGUCUGAUCUUUGCCUUUGCCAACGCCGUGGCCGUGGCCAUGCACACCGUAGGCUUCGCUGAGACCGUUGCGGACCUCGUGCAUGAAAACGGCGGCGUGAUGGUCAGCCCAAUUGACGACAUCCGCAUCAUUGGCGUCAUCACGGUCACAUGUCUUCUCGGCAUCUCCAUGGCCGGCAUGGCGUGGGAGUCAAAGGCCCAGAUUGUGUUUUUUCUGGUCAUCCUGGUGUCGUUUGCCAGUUACAUCGUGGGAACCCUCCUCCCUGCGUCGCCUCACAAACAGGCCAAGGGAUUUUUCGGCUAUCAAGCGCACAUAUUUGCUGCCAAUUUUGUGCCCAGCUGGCGGGGGCCAGAGGGCAGCUUCUUCGGCAUGUUCUCCAUCUUCUUUCCCUCGGCCACCGGCAUCCUGGCGGGAGCCAACAUCUCGGGAGAUCUGAAGGAUCCGACAGUGGCGAUCCCCAGAGGAACGCUGAUGGCAAUAUUCUGGACCACCUUGUCCUACAUCAUCAUCUCCGCCACCAUCGGAUCCUGCGUGGUGCGGGACGCUUCUGGACUCUUAAACGACACCUUGUCCUCUUCCUCCGCCAGGAAUUGUGUUGGCUUGGCUUGUCAGCAUGGCUGGGACUUCACGGACUGCAUCAACAACGAUACAUGUGCCUUCGGCAUCAGUAACUACUACCAGUCAAUGAGCAUGGUAUCAGCUUUUUCUCCUCUCAUCACCGCUGGCAUCUUUGGUGCAACACUCUCUUCUGCUUUGGCCUGCCUGGUAUCGGCUCCCAAAGUAUUCCAGUGUCUGUGUCAGGACCAACUCUACCCUCUCAUUGGCUUCUUUGGCAAAGGCUAUGGCAAAAACCACGAACCCCUGCGAGGCUACCUGCUGACGUACGUCAUCGCUGUUUGCUUCAUUCUCAUUGCUGAGUUGAACACAAUCGCCCCCAUCAUCUCCAACUUCUUCCUGUGCUCCUACUGUCUCAUCAACUUCAGCUGCUUCCACGCCUCCAUCACCAACUCACCUGGCUGGCGUCCAUCCUUCAGAUUCUACAAUAAAUGGCUGUCGUUGUUGUGCGCCGUGUGUUGCCUGGUGAUCAUGUUCCUGCUGACUUGGUGGGCCGCCCUCAUCGCCUUUGGUGUUGUCCUGCUCCUCCUGGGGUAUACGCUCUACAAGGAGCCCGCGGUGAACUGGGGCUCAUCGGUGCAGGCCAGCUCCUACCGCAUUGCACUCAACCAAUGUGUGGCUCUGAACCAAGUGGAGGACCACGUGAAGAACUACAGACCUCAGUGUUUGGUGCUGACGGGACCUCCCAGCAGUCGACCAGCUCUGGUAGAUCUGGGCAGCAGUCUGACAAAGAACCUGAGUCUCAUGGUGUGUGGCCAUGUGCUGACCGUGAGUCAAAGAGCCAGCAGUGCCGCCCACAACUUGUGGCUGAGGCAGAGGAAGGUGAAGUCCUUCUACAAACAUGUGCUGUCUGCAGACCUGCGCUCAGGAGUGAACAUGCUGCUGCAGGGUGCAGGUUUGGGCAGGAUACGACCCAAUGUCCUGCUGAUGGGUUUCAAGACGGACUGGCUGAGUGACUCGCCCCAGGCUGCAAACACUUACAUCGGAAUAUUGCAGGAUGCGUUUGACCUUCAGUAUGGUGUGUGUGUGCUGAGAAUGAGAGAGAGACCGGAUCAGUCACACGUCAAUCCAGGCUUUGAUGGAGGACCAGAGAGGACACACCCCACAUGUCACCCUUCUGGAUUGCACAGCAUCACUACAUCUGCGAUGCAGGUGGAGCCUGCGCCUCAAGCGAGCACACCGUUUGGGAAAACGCAAGGAGCAAAGACCAUCGACGUGUACUGGCUGUCUGACGACGGAGGCCUCACCCUGCUGCUUCCCUACCUGCUAACUCGGAGGAAGCGCUGGGCUAAAUGUAGGCUUCGAGUGUUUGUGGGCGGGGAAAAUUCCACCAAUGAGGAGAGGAGAGAGGAGGUUUCGACAUUAAUCCAGAAGUUCCGCCUUGGUAUCCGUGAUGUUGAAGUGCUUCCUGACCUCCAUCAAAACCCCCGAAACGUUCAUCAGUUUGAGAAGAUGCUGAGUUCCUUCAAGCAGGAUCCAAAUCCCAAGAGUGAAUGCCAUUCUGCUCCAUCAAGAGCACAGGAGGAGCCUUGGGGGAUCACUGACCAAGAUCUGGAGAGGAACAGGGCCAAGACUUCCCGUCAGCUUCGUGUGAAUGAGAUCGUGCAGGACUACUCCAGAGAAGCUGCGCUGGUGGUUAUCACCAUGCCGGUGAGGAGGAGAGGAGUGUGUCCCAGCGUCCUCUAUCUGGCGUGGCUGGAAGUCCUGUCACGUGACUUGGGGCCUCCAGUCCUUUUGGUCAGAGGAAACCAGGAAAACGUCCUCACCUUCUACUGCCAGUGAAAAGUCGUAGACAUAAGAAUUUCAGCAUCAUAAUUGCUAUGCUGUAAUAAUCAUAGACUGUACAGCGCAACCUCGCUUUUCGUCAUUCGUAAAGUGUCUGAUAUGUCAAUACUUAUGGAAAUGGCUUAAUAAAAUGCUGCUAUGCUAAUAUUAGCAUGCUAGCGCUAACAUGAUAACACCUAACAUGGUAGACAAACUUAUAUACAAAAGUGUUUAUGUAUGUUUCUAAUUAUGAAAAUGACUGCAAUGUCACUAUGAUAAUGUUAGCAUUUCAACAAUACUAACAUUAGCCUGAAAAACCUAGCAUGAUAGCAGCAAGUGUCUGCCAAUGGUAAUACUAAAGAAAUUGAUAAAAAAAAUUGGCCUAUG